Messenger RNA from Carassius auratus (goldfish), 501 nucleotides. RefSeq names its product gamma-glutamylaminecyclotransferase C-like. Gene Ontology annotation, molecular function: gamma-glutamylaminecyclotransferase activity. Gene Ontology annotation, cellular component: cytosol. The transcript has a single exon. Lineage: Eukaryota; Metazoa; Chordata; Actinopteri; Cypriniformes; Cyprinidae. The record is from RefSeq and is a predicted model, not a curated record. The coding region runs from base 19 to 483 and encodes 154 amino acids.
GUGUGUCCCGCAGUUCACAUGUAUCAUGUCUUCAUCUAUGGCACGCUGAAGAAAGGCCAGCCCAACCACUCCUUAAUAAACAACACUACCAUCGGUCAGGCCGAGUUCCUCGCUCAUGCUCGAACCGUAGAGAGAUACCCUCUUGUGAUCGCCACCAAAAACAACUACCCCUUCCUGCUCAACGUGCCUGGUAAGGGCAAGCGCGUCCACGGUGAGAUCUACUCUGUAGACCAGAAGAUGCUGGACUUCCUGGACGAGUUUGAAGAAUGUCCUGAGUUGUACCAGCGCACCAAGGUCCAGCUGGAGGUGCAGGACGUGGACGGUGAAGGAGAAAACACACUGAAGCCUGGAAGCAUUGAGGAAGCGUUGGUGUACAGCACAAAUAAAUAUGAACCUGAGUGGCUCCUGAAACAAACAUACGAGAGUUAUGAUAUGAACAGUGAUCACAAACUGCAAUAUCAUGAGGACACAAGCUCUGAGUAAUGACUGUGCAAAGUACGA